AUGGCUACAGCAGAAGAGACCCAUAGCCAUGAUGGCCUACCUCCCCAUCCCCACUCUCACUCCCACGAAUUCAACGCCGCCGAACACGGCCACUCACACGAGAUACUCGACGGCCCCGGCUCCUACACACAGCGAGCGAUGCCGAUAAUAUCCGGGCGAGAUUGGAGCGAGCGAGCCUUCACGGUGGGAAUCGGUGGCCCCGUCGGCUCCGGCAAAACCGCCCUGAUGCUCGCCCUCUGCCUCGCCCUGCGCGACCCCUACAGCAUCGCCGCCGUCACCAACGACAUCUUCACGCGCGAGGACGCCGAGUUCCUCACCCGGCACGCCGCCCUCCCGGCCGCGCGCAUCCAGGCCAUCGAGACCGGCGGCUGCCCCCACGCCGCCGUGCGCGAAGACAUCAGCGCGAACCUGCACGCGCUGCAGUCCCUGCACGGCCGGUUCGCCACGGAUCUGCUGCUGAUUGAGAGCGGGGGCGACAAUCUGGCGGCGAAUUACAGCCGGGAGUUGGCGGAUUUCAUCAUCUAUGUCAUUGACGUGGCGGGGGGGGAUAAGGUGCCGAGGAAGGGGGGGCCGGGGAUCACGGGGAGUGACUUGUUGGUUGUGAACAAGGUUGAUUUGGCGGAGGCGGUGGGGGCGGAUAUGAAGGUUAUGGAGAGGGAUGCUGGGAGGAUGAGGGAUGGGGGCCCGACGAUUUUUGCGGUUGUGAAACAUGGGAAGGGAGUGAAGGAUAUCGUGGGGUUGGUUUUGAGUGCGUGGAAAGGGAGCGGGGCGUAUGAGGUCAGCAUGGAGCGGUGGAAGAGGGAGGGGAAGAAAGGAAGUGGGGAUGUCUGA
Letharia lupina is the source of this 831-nucleotide messenger RNA. RefSeq lists its product as uncharacterized. Lineage: Eukaryota; Fungi; Ascomycota; Lecanoromycetes; Lecanorales; Parmeliaceae. The transcript has 2 exons. Bases 1 to 831 code for a protein of 276 amino acids. The record is from RefSeq and is a predicted model, not a curated record. Gene Ontology annotation, molecular function: nickel cation binding; GTPase activity.